CCAGGAGUGCACGGAAGUUGAAAAGGUUGUAGUUUAUCGUCGUCUGGAGAUAAAACAUUACGGUACUAUUUAUAGAUUCAGUGUCGUAUUGAGUUGGUAAGUGUCAUUACGUUUGUAUGGUAAGACGGAUACAGAAGUGAGUUGCUACAGAUUAUACUGUACCUUAUAUACCGUAACGUUUUCUCUGCGUUUCUUCAAAAUUCAGCAUGACAACUGAGGUUGGAUGUUGUACAAAGUAUUUUCUCUUUUUCUUCAACAUAUUAUUUUGGAUUGUUGGAUUGUUUCUUCUUGGGGCUGGAAUAUGGGCAUGGAGUGAAAAGGGUUUUUUCGAUAGGCUUACGAAAGUUGGUGCGUUACCUAUAGAUCCAGUACUCGUUAUUAUGAUUGUUGCUUUUAUUAUAUUCACACUGAGCCUUACUGGAUGUUUAGGAUCACUACGAGAAAAUAUCUGUCUUCUAAAAUUUUUCUCAAUAUGCCUUGGUGUGAUCUUUUUUGCGGAGCUUAUUGCUGGAAUUCUGGGAUUUGUUUACAAAGAUUGGUUCCAGUCGCAGUUUGCAUUAUUUGUGAACAAAACAAUCAAAGGUUACAGAGAAGAUCCUGACCUACAGAAUAUAAUCGACUUUUCACAAACUUUUUUGCAAUGUUGUGGAGGUGACACUGGAACUGCUGAUUGGGAUAACAAUGUUUAUUUCAAUUGUUCUUCUCAAAUUGAAAUUAACGGAAGAUUGUUUACGCCUGCGGAAUCGUGUGGAGUUCCAUUCUCAUGUUGUCUCGUGGUACCCGGACAAGAAGUUGAUGUUAUUGAUACUCAUUGUGGAUACGGGGUUCGUAAAGAUGAUGCGAAGAUUUCUGAGCAGAUGAAAACAGUAUACACAACAGGAUGCCUAACAAUGUUUGAAGAUUGGUUAAAAAUGAAUUUGUAUACUGUUGCUGGUGUGUUCAUCGGUAUUGCAUUACUUCAGAUUGUUCCCAUAUGCAUGGCACAAAACAUGAUAAGUGAUAUUGAAUCUAUAAAAGCAAGAUGGCAAAGGUAGUGAAGUAGCAUGUUUCCAUCUCUUACCAGCUUACAAGGCAGAUGCGGAAAAUAUCGCUGUCCGAUUAUGGUUAUUAUGUAACACCUGCCCAUACUUGGACAGUGUUUAUGUAACGAUGCUUUCCUCUGUACCAGAAAUAGUCAUAGAGAUAUUCUAGAUGCUCUUUUUUACCUAUUUUCAUUCAUUCUCAUUUAUUUUUACCCUUCAUUGCAUUUUUAUUUUGCUGAAUAAUCAUGAAUUUGUGAAUCAAAUCCUGUUAUUUUUAUUUGAUUUGUUUUUGAAACAAAACUGGUUUUUAUUGCAGAAAUAUCUUUUUUAAUAUGCUAUUGGCCGUUCUUCAUGUUUGUUUCUGACAGUUAUUAAAUGAUUUGUCACCUUCUCAUGAAGAGAAAUUAUGAAAACAGAUAAAUAUUUAGCAUAAUCUUUUGAGCAGAUAUCGUCACUCAUAAUAGUUUUUAGUUGUGCUGAUUUAAUAAAUAUUUCUAUAAGCAAUCGUAGGUUAUAGACUUUUUGACAACCUCUAUUCAGUCCAUCUACCCACUAUUUUCAUGUCAUCGGUGUCAGGAUUGAUCAAAUUGGUUAUGCUAUCAUAGUAUCAUUCCGAGCUUAGGCGCUUUUUGUACUCUUUACAUAUUUAGGAUAAUAGAGACAUUUACAAUCAUUGAAUAUUUAUCUAGGAAUAAAACGAAACAAGUUUUAUUGAAUCUUUGGAAAAAAAAGUUUUUCAGCA
Messenger RNA from Styela clava, 1764 nucleotides. RefSeq names its product tetraspanin-5-like. The record is from RefSeq and is a predicted model, not a curated record. Gene Ontology annotation, cellular component: plasma membrane. Lineage: Eukaryota; Metazoa; Chordata; Ascidiacea; Stolidobranchia; Styelidae.